AUGUCAACAUGUAAAUCCCUCCUCCGAGCCUGUCCCUCGCAACGGACCACGCCGUCGCUCCUGCCCCUCACGCAAUGCCGCUUCGAAUCCACAACCCGGCGACACAGAAAACUGCUCGCACUCCCCGAAGCCCCAUCCUACACACCCGACCGCUCUGCGCCCACACUGGUCUUCAACCCCCCGUCCUCGGCGCCAAACGUCUACCACACCCCGCUCAAGUUCCUGCCCAAGGAAGAUAAGCGGAGAACGCUAUACGCUGCCGCACAGCAAUACGCAACCAAACUAGCACAUACACGCCAAUCCUCACCCAUUGCCGCACCCGGCACGCCGCUCAGCACAGAAGCGUUUUUGCCGCCGCGCCCCUCUGCAUCCCUGCCUGCGCCGCUGCGGAAGCCGUACGAGAAGACGUACCAUCUCAACGAGGCCGACAUUGCAGAGAUUAGGAGGCUGAGGAGUGCGGACCCGGAUACGUGGACGAGGGUUAAGCUGGCGGACAAGUUUGGCUGUAGUCAGUUCUUUGUGGGUAUGGUGGCUAAGAAUGAGAAGAAGGCGGAGAGGGUGGAGAAGGAACAUGAGGCGAUGAGGAGGAAGUGGGGGACGAGGAGGCGGGAGGCGAGGGAGGACCGGGGGAGGAGGAAGGUGCUUUGGGGGAGGGACGCUUAG
Molecule: messenger RNA, 663 nt
Organism: Alternaria conjuncta
Lineage: Eukaryota; Fungi; Ascomycota; Dothideomycetes; Pleosporales; Pleosporaceae
Exons: 1
Coding region: 1-663 (220 amino acids)
Cellular component (GO): mitochondrial large ribosomal subunit
Molecular function (GO): structural constituent of ribosome
Source: RefSeq, a predicted model, not a curated record